Penicillium alfredii is the source of this 1041-nucleotide messenger RNA. RefSeq lists its product as uncharacterized. The transcript is spliced from 2 exons. Gene Ontology annotation, cellular component: nucleus. The record is from RefSeq and is a predicted model, not a curated record. Lineage: Eukaryota; Fungi; Ascomycota; Eurotiomycetes; Eurotiales; Aspergillaceae. Gene Ontology annotation, biological process: mitotic sister chromatid segregation; kinetochore assembly. The coding region runs from base 1 to 1041 and encodes 346 amino acids.
AUGGACGUCUCCGAACAGACAGUGCAAAAGAUCCAGAAGUUUGCACAAAAUCGCCAAAAUGCAGAGAAUGAGUCUGAUAUGGAGCCCGCUGGUACUACGGCAUUACAAGCCUAUUCACGAAGGCUGGACGUGACUCUUCGGGGGCUCCAAGAGCAAGUGCGACACCAGGAGGAAGAACUACAAAAGCUCCGGGAGUCAAGUUCUGUUGAUCUCGCAAGCACGGGAACAGAUCCCUGGAUGCGUGUCUCGCAGACACGCCGGGCGAAGAAGGCGUACGACUCCCUUCUUCAGUCGAAGGACGAGUUCCCGACCACUGAUUCUGUCUUACCCUUGCUUCUGGCCAUUGAUGAGACCUCGCAGCUUGUCAAAGAUAACAAGGCGUCGGUGACGGUGACCGCAGACCAACUGUCUGUGGACCGCGAGCGUUUCCGCAUAGAAGAGGCCAACCUGCGGGACUCGCGAUCCAUUGCGAGCGGGCUCCGGGAGCGCCUGCAAAGGAUACGAAAUGCCAGCUCCAGAAAGGAAGAGCAGUCUCCCUCGCAAGUGGCGCGGGAACUUGUAAAUCAGCAGAAGAAGAGGAACAAGGGGCUCGAUCGUGCCUCGACAGACCUCAAGGCUUCCCUGGACAAGUUCUUUGACGACACUCUGGCGCCGAUGCUCGCGGCCGAAGACUUGGGCGGUCCGACUGUCGGGGAUGCCCAGGAGGUUUCGGACGCUACGCUGAAGGCGGGAUACACGGCCCACGGGAAACCCAAGAAACAAAAAGAGUCAGCUGGCACCGAGGAUGGUGCGCAGCAGCGAAUUGAUCAAUUCUUGCAUCGCAGCACCGCCGGAGCCAACCUCACAAAUAAGCGCGAAGCAGCGGCGACAGAGAUGCAGGGUCUUCUCGAUGCCCUGCUGGAGGCCGGUACCUCCUAUAUCGAUUUGCAACGCGACUCGGCCGCAUCGAGGUUUCUGGUGAGAGCCAAGGUGGCUCAGUUCCAUCCACGAGACGCCCGGCGGCUACGGUUGAUUGAUUUCGGACGUUCACUCGACAACUAG